Molecule: messenger RNA, 938 nt
Organism: Ipomoea triloba (trilobed morning glory)
Lineage: Eukaryota; Viridiplantae; Streptophyta; Magnoliopsida; Solanales; Convolvulaceae
Product: 25.3 kDa vesicle transport protein
Exons: 5
Coding region: 102-767 (221 amino acids)
Biological process (GO): endoplasmic reticulum to Golgi vesicle-mediated transport; retrograde vesicle-mediated transport, Golgi to endoplasmic reticulum; vesicle fusion with Golgi apparatus
Cellular component (GO): endoplasmic reticulum membrane; endoplasmic reticulum-Golgi intermediate compartment; ER to Golgi transport vesicle membrane
Molecular function (GO): SNAP receptor activity
Source: RefSeq, a predicted model, not a curated record
UUGUCAUAUCUUCAAAUAAAAAAUAAUUAGUCUUGUUAGUCUAACUCGUGUGAUCACUUUUACUUGGUCUAACUCACGUUGUCAUCUCUAUUGCACCUGGAAUGGUGAAAUUGACAAUAAUUGGACGGGUGAGUGAUGGGUUGCCGCUUGCCAAAGGUCCAAGAUAUGUGCAUGAAGAAAAUGAGAUUUUCACCACUUACAAGCAACAAGGAGAGUUCAUUCUCAAAGAAAUCUCAAGAGGAGACUUGAUUUCUUCUUCCAAGAUGACCAUCCGUGUGGACCACCAUUGCUUCAGGAUAAUGGUUGCAAAUGGAGUCUGUUUCAUGGCACUGUGUGAUUCAUCCUUUCCAAGAAAGCUAGCAUUCCUUUACCUCCAAGAUUUACAGCAGGAGUUUGACAAGCUAGAUAGGAGGCUGAUGGAGAGAGCUGUAAAUCCAUAUAGCUUUCUCAGACUUGAUACCAUCAUUGGUAAUAUCAGAAGGCAAUAUGUUGAUACAAGGACACAGGCAAAUAUAUCCAGGCUGAAAACUGGAAUUGGUGAAAAAGAUCUUGAUGUCAGUGUAGAAGACUUGGCAGAAAUAGUAAACCGAAGGCGAAGGCUUGAUAUGCUGGAGACUAUGAUGGCAGCCAAUCUGAGUGAUUCUCCCAUCUGGGGGUCUAAAAAGCUCGAGACCAUUGCUCUGAAAUGGACACCGAUCACUAUACUCGUUGUCGUUGCUGUUGUUCUUCUGUGGAGCAGUUCUGUUCACAGGGAUGAGUUCCAAUGACUGGUUUUUAAGGUUGUUUUGUUGUACUGCUUCCAAUGAAAAGAUAUACAACUAGUUUAAGGUCUCAGAUUAUUACAUUUGAAUGUGUACAGAUAGAUACAGAAGAAUAGCUGCUAAUUAAUUGGACCUUUUUCUUACAAUAUUCUGAAUCUGAACAUAAUUGAUUUCGUG